Messenger RNA from Trametes versicolor FP-101664 SS1, 2108 nucleotides. RefSeq lists its product as uncharacterized. The transcript is spliced from 3 exons. NCBI's taxonomy places the organism in Eukaryota, Fungi, Basidiomycota, Agaricomycetes, Polyporales, Polyporaceae. The record is from RefSeq and is a predicted model, not a curated record. The coding region runs from base 65 to 2017 and encodes 650 amino acids.
AUGAACUCGUCUGUGCCGUUUGCGACCCUACAGCUGCAUUCGUGAGCUCAAGAACGACUGAAGCAUGGCAAAAUCCAAAGCCUACGUCGUCACCGUCGGCAAGAAGAUCGGGGUGUUCACGAAAUGGCUCGACGUUGCUCCGCUCAUUCAGAAUGUCUCGAACCCGGUCUUCCAAGGGUUCCCAGACUGGGGCUCGGCCAACGAUGCGUUCGAGGAAGCUUAUGCGCGUGGGGAGACCAAGAUCGUUAGGGACGGUCCUUCGAAGGGCGCACGGCCGAAGCAGGAACCUAGGCGAAGCACAGGGACUCGAAGCACGACGACUCUGUCGUCGGCCGGACGUGCGGCGCGCGACGCGAUCAUAGCCGAGGAACUAGAAGCAGCCAGACGCGAGAGCCAGCAUAACAGCACCAGCGGUGUCACCGUAAGAGAUGGCGAACGCGGCCCAUCGACGAGGUCUAUGACGCGGGCCCAAACCCAGCCGACGCAACAGGUGCCUCCGAGACAGCCAGAACCAAGAGUGCAGCAAGUACCACGUCCAGCCGUGCAAGGUCAAGCAAACCCGAAGAGCGCGUCCAGCAACCCGUCGACCUCGUCUUCGCCUCCAACGUGUGUCACCACAAGGGAAUAUGGCUCCGAGCCUGUCCAAGGUCCUCGGUAUGCGCAGUCGCUCUCCUACGCGUCCGAUACGUCCCCGGCCGUCCAGAGCGACGUGCACAUGGCCUCGCCCGCGACGGGCAGCAGUGCGCUCGCGUCGAGUGACCGCAGGAGCGACGUUUCCUUACCAUCGACGAACGCGACCAAGUACUUCCCCGCGGACUUUGCGAUUCGCCCGCGCGACGCGUACACCAAGGCAAGAGAGCGCGACGCAUCCAGGCUGCUUGUCCGAAGCCCGGCGCUGACCGUGUCCGAAUACGCAACGCCAUCAGGCUCUGCGCAGACCCGACAGUCCGAGUUGAGUCCCCUGGCAUCCGGAAACCCGAUGCCGCCUCCCGCGACGCAGUCCACGAUCCUUCAGUCGCCUGUCGCGCCCGUGUCUCCGGCCACGAAGACCCGGCGGAGGAAGGUCGGCAAGGACUACAGCGACGCGAGCAUCCAGGUGGACCGCCCAACUCGCAAGCGCGCUUACACAGUAGCCCAAGUUCAGGCGUCCGACGAGCGACAAUAUGCGACUGCAGAGGCUCAGACAUCGCCCGCGCUGUGGGAGCGCGCGAUGCCGCCGCCGCGCACGCCAAAUGACACCGGAGGCGCCUCAGAUGGUGCUCAGGGCGAGUGUGGGUGCGAGCAUCCAGCGCAUGUGUGCCGGCACUGUGGGCUCCCGGCGCGGGUCAUGCAGUCGGUGGCGAACCAUAUCGCGACGCCGACGCUGGCCUCCCCUGUGUCUGUCGCAUCCCCGGCGGCGGGCUCCUCUGUUGUAUCACCGGCGCCGCGCUCUUCCGUUUCGACCCCGGGCAGGCGCUCUACUGUCGCGACCCCGUCGGCGCGUUCUCUUGAAUCAUCCCCGGCGGCGCACCCUUCUGUGACAUCUCCAGCCUCGCGCUCCGCUGUGGCAUCUCCAGCGUCGCGCGCCUCCGUCUCGUCUCCAGCGAAACACUCCACGGUCGCGUCCCCGGCGUUGCGCUCGUCCGUCACGUCUUCUACGUGUUUCUCGUCUCCCUUAGCGUACACAUCGCUGGCCUCGUCCCCACCGUCCUCUUCGGCAAGGACCUCGCCAGCUUCGUUCCAUUCCGCGCGGUCCUCAGCGCAGUCUUUGCUUGGAGGGCAUACCCCUCUGUUAGGAUCCAGCGAGAGGCGGUCGGCGUCGGCCGCGUCCGCAGCAAGCCUGCAGGAAGGCUUGGAUGCGCUGGUCCGGUCAACGCCGGCGAGAAGCGGCGGCGCGUCCGCGGUGACGCACGACAUAUCGUUUGACCCGCGCUCUCCCAUCCAGAGGGGCACGUUGAUCCCGGCAGGGUCCGGGUUCAACAUGUUCGUGCGGCCAUCGCCCACCUUGGCUCCUUUGGAUAGUCUCUUGUUCUCAUAGUCUUGGUUUGUUUAGAAACUGAAAUCUUCCGACACUUCUCUUGCUAUCGUGUUGUCUUGUGUAUGUAUCUUGUGGAUUAUGCUCAUGUGCC